Molecule: messenger RNA, 2535 nt
Organism: Schistosoma guineensis
Lineage: Eukaryota; Metazoa; Platyhelminthes; Trematoda; Strigeidida; Schistosomatidae
Source: the annotation of a GenBank genome assembly
GUGUGACCUUCAAGUGCUCAAUAACCUUUAUCAGUGGACGAUACCACUGAAGCGUUACUUCAAGGUUACCUUGGUGUCACUUCUGUGCUGUUCAUGAUUUAUUGUUUACGGAAUUUUUAGUUCCCAACCUGUUCAAAAUAACAAUAAAAUUUCAGCCUGCGAUUCGGUGCUCUUUUUAGCUUAGUUUACCUUAAGCUAAUUCAAUUAAAUAUCUCAAGCUCCCAACUUUGGAGAAAUUUUGGUGAAAAACCCCAAAGUCAAGGAAAAUUUUGGGGAAAAACGCAAAAUUUCCCCAAAAUUGUGAAAAAAUUUGAGGUUUUAUUAAUAAAUGUAAGCCGAUUUCCACAAAACGUAAUAAGAUUCUGGGGAAGUAUUGUUGAAUUCGUGCCAUUUCCCCAAAGUUUACUAUGGCGGCUUCCCCAAAGUGGGUCAAAUUUUCCCCGAAACUGGGAGAUUGGGUAUGUUUGUAUCCUUUCAAUGAUAGAGGUCAAAGUACGGAUGGGUACUCAUAGGUGUUCGGAGCACCGUUCUCUUAAUUUUACAUCUAUCGUGAUUUUCCUUUCAUAUGAGUUAGUUAACACAUUACAGGGAAGCGUUUUUAUUUGGGUAACAUCAUUUAUAGGAAUUGUGCAAAUUAGUUCAUGUCUUUUAUAUUUUUAGGCAAAGAAACAAUCGUAUUAUCUGUUUAUACGAUAUUGAUGAGUAAUCUAUGUUUAGGUCGCGUACAAACCUCAUUUUUAUCUCGUUUCAUAAACUCCCCAAUCAGUUCCAUACUACAUCCAACAAAGUGAGAAGCUUGGCGAAAAUCCCCGUUAGUCCAGUAACAUAUCAAGUUUUUUUAGGUGGACUUUCUUGUGGAAUUUUUGCAAUUGCUUGGAUUUCAAAGUCUAAGAAGCCGCGUAUCAUUACACUAGAGGAACUUGCUCAGCAUAACUGUAAGGAACGUGGAGUUUGGGUCUCUCUUAAAGGUAAAGUGUACGAUGUUACGAGUUUUGUUGACGAUCAUCCUGGGGGUGACAAAAUUCUUUUGGCCGCUGGGUCUGACGUCUCUUCAUUUUGGUCCGUUUAUGCAUUUCACUACCAGAGUCAUGUUUUGAAAAUACUAGAGAAGUACUAUAUUGGAGAACUUGACAAAUCGGACUUUGUCGAAGAAGAAGACAAUGAAGAUAUAUAUAGUUCUGAUCCUCAGAGAAAUCCGGAUUUGAAAGUGGUUUCGCAACGUCCUUUUAAUGCGGAAACUCCUCUUUCAUCAAUAUGUAGCAACCCAAUAACUCCUAGUGAUUUAUUUUUUGUAAGAAACCACCUUCCUGUUCCUGAUGUUGAUCCUGAGACAUAUAGACUUGAAAUAGCUUCUUCGGUUAUAAAAGUUAACAAUCAAUCACUGAAUUUGUCUUUAAAAUUAGAAGAUAUUCUAAAGAAUUAUCCUCGUAAAAGUUUAGUAUCCACCAUUGUUUGCGCUGGAAACCGACGAUCAGAUAUGAUCAAGUAUGAUAUAAAAAAGGCUGAAUUAGAAGAACAUAGUCCUUAUGUGAAAGGCUUAUCGUGGUCUGAGGGAGCAAUUUCUACGGCAGAGUGGACUGGCGUACUGUUAGUGGACUUAUUGGCUUAUCAUCUGUUACCUUCAAACCAAAGAACAAACUAUCAAGCACUCUACGAAUUGCUUAAAAAUGCAGGUGUACGUCACAUUCGAUUUGAUGGACUGGAUAUAGAUCCUACUGGUGGAGCUUUUGGUUCAUCGCUACCAAUUGAUUUAGCUUUAGAUCCUCAGAGGGAGGUAAUCAUUGCUUUUAAAAUGAACAAUAAGCCAUUAACUCGGGAUCAUGGUUUCCCAUUGAGAAUUAUCAUACCUGGUUCUAUUGGAGCUCGUCAAGUUAAAUGGCUAGGUCAAAUUACAUUAUCAACGGACGAAAGUGAAAGCUUUUGGCAGCAGGGUGAUUAUAAAUAUGUUCUACCGAUGGGUGAUGGUAAAGUCCCGGAUCUGAAGGGCUUACCGGCUAUUUUGGAUUAUCCUGUUCAGUCAGUUAUUUGUAAACCUUCUGAUGGCCAAACCCUCAAAAACACUGGGAGUGUAAUUUUGUCAGGCUAUGCAUUCAGCGGAGGUGGGCGUGGGAUCAUUUCCGUUCGCAUUUCUUCGGAUGGUGGCAGGUCUUGGUAUCAAGCGAAAUUGUCACCAGCCAGCCCUCCUGCAGCAGAAGGUGAUGUAACGGACAUAGACAAUCCUCAUUCUUUAAAAAACCGGAGCGUGAAACAAUGGGCGUGGACAAUAUGGACUGUGGAGGUUCCUAUUCCAAAAGAUAUUCGUGAAGCAGAGUUUGUGUGUUCGGCUGUUGAUAGCUCUUACAACACCCAACCGGAAUUCUGCUCAGCUACUUUAAACAUUCGCGGCUUAUUGUCAAACUGUUGGCACCGAAUUAAUGUUAAAUUCGACGCUUCAAGCUGAAAAACUUGAUUUCGAUUCAUGAUUACUUCUAUGCAAGAAUUAUUUUGAUUUUUAGAUAACGCUUUUGUGUUAAAAUAUAUUUUAUAUUUUUGGAA